AUGGCUACAACGGCAUAUCUAUAUCUUACAUGGGAAGACGCUUAUAUAACAUGGUCGCCUGCUAGCUACCAUGGUAUCAGCCGACUCUACAUUCCCCAAGUUGACAUCUGGAGACCUGAUAUCGCUUUAACCAAUGGCUAUUCAAAGAUGAAAGAACUUGGUGAUGACUUUAUAUUAACUGCAAUCAGUAAUAACGGAACUGUCGAAUGGUUCCCCUAUGAAGUUUUUCAAACGAAAUGUUCGAUUGACGUUUCGAAUUUCCCAUUUGAUAAACAAACAUGUAAUGUCACAUUCAGUGUGUGGACAAGUCUUCAGGAGGACAUUGUUCUUGGUUUCGACACUGGAAGGAAUGCGGUCAAUCUUGCAUCUUACCAAAUAAAUAGCGAAUGGGACCUCAUUGAUACUGCGGCUGAUACGCGUGCUUCGUUUACUGAUGGAGACGUUGUUUCAUUUUCAUUAACAAUUCGAAGGCGGCCAGAAUAUUACAUGUACAAUGUUGUCGCUCCAGUUAUGCUUCUUUCGUUUUUGGCUGUGUUCACAUUUGCUUUGCCUGUUGAAUGUGGAGAGAAAAUCGGAUUUUGCAUGACCGUAUAUUUGGCCUUCGCUGUCUUUCUUACCAUAGUAGGUGAAUCCCUACCUGCUAGUUCAACCCAGUCUCUACUAGGCAAAUACCUUUUUGCUCUACUGAUGAUGGGAACUGCAAUUGUCAUGGUUACUACAUUUGAACUAAGAAUCAACUCAUGGAAUACAUCUUUAUUCAAAAUUCCAGUCUUCCUGAAAGCCCUCGUACAUAUCAGCUGGAGGAUUCAAUGUCGACGACGUCACAUUGUGUCUGAUCAAGACCGUGUGUCUGAACAAAACAAGAUCUCAGAUCGAGGGCAGGAGCCGGAAAAACAAGAUAUGCCAGAUGGCCAACAGCAUGACGUGAGUCUAAGCUGUAAAGAAAAACAACGAACAAAUUGCAAUUUGCACAAAUUUGGUUCCGAAGAUACAACGUGGCAGGAUGUGAAUUCAGCUAUCGAUUUCUUUUGUUUUUGGAUCUUCUUAACAACCAAUAUAAUCACUACUUGUGCCAUAUUUUCAGUGGCUAUCACAAAUGUCUGAUCUGUUGAAAGCAGAUAUGUGUAGGAUGUGUAACCUUCAUUUUUAUUACCUGGUCAAUCCGCAUGUGAAAGAAGCAAAACACAUUACGAGCACGUGGAAUAAUAUCAUGCAGUAAUGUUGAAAUCGAACUAUCUUUUAUCCAAACUUCUUUAUAAAUAUAAAGAGCCAGGAAAAGUGACUGUCUGAUGUGCCAUCCAUGUGGAUUUUCGAAGUUGUACCGGAACAUAUGGUUGAUUCAAUGAUCAUGCUACUUCACAGUCUGAUUAUCUAUUUCAUCUUUAUCAUUUGAAUUAAAAGUAAAUAUUAUUAUAAACAUUACGAUAUAUUUUGUGAAUCUGCAAUUGGUCUUUUGAAUGCAACACUCGACAUUGGAAUCAGUUCUGAAACGACAGUUUUUCUUGUAACUGGAAUUUUUAGACGUUUAGAGUAGAGAAACAAAUCAUGGAUGUAUAAGUACAAGACUGGGCCUGAGAAACUAUGCGAACAGACACAACUGAAAACAAUGUGUUGUAGAACACACAGAAACAUAUUACUACACGUGCUGUGAUUUUCAAUGUCUUUUCAUCUCAUUAAAUUCUAGUAUUUAUCGUAAUGCUGUCGUCUAUUUAUCUGCGAUGUAUUUUGAACAUCAAAAUGUAGUUUAUGCUGCUAUCAUAUUUGAUGACUAAAUCUGUACUAAAUGUAUUAUGAUUGGGUGGCUAAAUGUGUACAUAACCUGUGAUAUACGUACAAAUAUAGUCUUGUUUAGAUGGCUGCAAAACUUGAUUGCAAGUCGGUAUUGCGCGAAAUAUAGCAUUUGCGAAAUAGUUCCAAUAGGGCGGAUGAAUGACUACAUGUGUACUCUACUACAAAGUUUGAGUUACAUCACACAAUUUAAUCUAAUAUAGUUCGCAACGCGUACGGUACCAAAUAAUCCUGAAACAAACCUUAACUCAAACACAUAUCACAAGUUUUUUUUACAAUGUACAAUGUAGAACACAACCUUAAUUUAAACACAUAAAUCAAUGUCUUCUACAAUGUACAAGGUGGCACAAAACCUGAAUCCGAACACAAAUUACUGGUAUAGUAUAUAUUAAGGUAACAAUCUUACCUUUAACACCAAUCCGAGGUGUCAUAUCUAAAAUUCUAACCCUAUCAAAGAUGAAAUGUAGAAGAUGGCAUAUAGCCUUAACUUGAGAAAUCACAUGUUCACGCGUGUUAGGAAGUGUGUAUUAUUAACUCUAGCACCAUUUAAGUUAGUUUGUGUAUGAAAGGAAGCAUAUAUAUAGCCUCAAAUCAAAUUGUGUUUGAUAUAUAGCCUUAACUCAAACGUUCAUCACAGUUGUAAUACCACGCGAUGUACCCUUAACUUUAACACUAAUUACAGGUGUAAAGGAAAAUGUAGUAUAUACCCUAAGCCUAAAACAAGCCACAGGUGUAAAAGAAAAUGAAGCAUAUUCCCUUAAGCCUAACCCAAAUCAUAUGUGUAAUUGGAAAAUACACCAUCGAUUCGACACAUUAAAUGUUUUUAGUGAAACAUAUUUGAAAUUAUAUAACUCGUAUAUGUUCACCAUUAGGUUUUCCCCGCCAUCUUACCUUGUUGUGACAUACCUUUUUCGCUGUAGACAAAACUUAAUUUCCUGCGUAAACACACUUUCAGAAAAUCCGGAAAAUUAAAAUCCGGAACCAAUUGAUCUAUUUGAGUUUUAACAAAUAUAAAGCCUGUAUAUACUACUUUAUAAUGAAUAUACCAAUAUUGAGAAAAUGUAUUUGUGUAAUUUUUAUGCAUAUCAUCAUACAGGAUUUAUUUACUAAAAAAUGUGGUGUGUUAUCUUAUUUUAUUGGAGACAAAUAGCACAUAACUUCCCUUUUUUAGAUAAAUGUGCCCAUUUUAUGUUGUUGCGUUUGUAUCGCUAUAUAUAUCGGAUGCGUAUUAGACUGGUAAGAACUGACUGUUGAGAGAAACCUACUCCGUAGCAAUUAAAUAUACAUUUACAUCGAUUGUGAUAUAAUAACGGCCUCAAAUUUAUUCUGAGCAAUGUUUUGUUGUCAAAAAUGGACAAUGACUACAUGAUUUACUACACAUUUUGUUAAUUAGUUUGGGUGUCAGUCAAAUGCAUAUUGAACCAUUUGAAUAACUAUGAUUAAUAAAGGCCACCAUUUCAUUACCAACGAAAGGUAUCUGAUCAGGUGUCGCGGUAAUGUUACAUUAUAAUUUCCUGUAUUUGCCUAAUGCACCAUAUGUAUGCAUGGAAGACUUGUAUUAACUUCGAGAAUGUCUAUACAUGAGUUUAUCUUGGUGUUUCAAGAUCAAUGUAAAUUACCCAAGCGUAGCUUCUGUAUCCUGUGCAUAUAUAAUUAAUUCAUUAAAGUUAUCAUUGUGAUUUAAAA
Pecten maximus is the source of this 3474-nucleotide messenger RNA. Its product is annotated as neuronal acetylcholine receptor subunit beta-2-like. Lineage: Eukaryota; Metazoa; Mollusca; Bivalvia; Pectinida; Pectinidae. The record is from RefSeq and is a predicted model, not a curated record. The transcript has a single exon. Bases 1 to 1104 code for a protein of 367 amino acids. Gene Ontology annotation, biological process: nervous system process; regulation of membrane potential; monoatomic ion transmembrane transport. Gene Ontology annotation, cellular component: synapse; neuron projection; membrane. Gene Ontology annotation, molecular function: transmembrane signaling receptor activity; extracellular ligand-gated monoatomic ion channel activity; neurotransmitter receptor activity.